Penicillium egyptiacum is the source of this 1863-nucleotide messenger RNA. The record is from the annotation of a GenBank genome assembly. Lineage: Eukaryota; Fungi; Ascomycota; Eurotiomycetes; Eurotiales; Aspergillaceae.
AUGAGUCCCGUCAACCAACAGACAGGCUCUGGCACCAUACGUCGCCAUUUAUUCUCGCUAUCAUCAGUCUUUCGCCCCCAGGCAAGCAAGAGGCCUAGCAUAGCUGAUAAUACAGUGCAGGAAGAGCCAACUUGCCAAGAAAGAAUCCAUUAUCCUGUGUUUAAUCCCCUUGAUCCUCGUCACAAUCCGGAAAUAUCGACAUUGUCAUGGAAUCCCAAUGAGCAACAGAGUUCGUCUUCGGAAUCGCGCAGUCCAAUGGCAUGGGUCCAAUCCGUCUCAAGACGAUCUCUCCAUAGAGCACGAUCAGGUCUGAUGGCGCUGAGAUCGGGGUUUAAUCGCCAUUCAAGUGAAGAAGGCAAUACCGAGAAAAGUUUCGUUAGCCCCGUUGCUCUCAGGCGCGAAAGACAACGCCACGCACUCUCAUCCGGGGCGUACACUUCGGAAACACAAGAAGAUAUGAACUUUGGCACCGAACUAUCUCGUGUGGAUCUUGUACCACCUCCUCCAUCAUCCAAUGAUGAAGUGGGGUCUCUUGUCCGCGUCCCGUCUAUUAAUUCGAUACAUGGCUCGUUCGCAACAGUUCCCGCAUCUGCAUCUUCGCCCAAACUCUACCAACCCUCCAGCCGAGCUGUAAGUAAUUCGGGGGCAAACUCGACUUGUACACAAGCCAAUGAUCAUGAUCGUGACUUCCAGGUCACUGGAAGUGGAGACUUGGAGGCGAAUACGGAUUCUGAGGAUCACUUUACUCACACCACGCCGUCGAUAGAAAACCGUUUGAUGCAGCAGACAUUGGGCGUUGCGAUCUCUACUGACGAAGAGAUUAGAAUGCCCACCAACGGCCUGGCAGAUCCUCAGUCGGUUCGUGGACAGCAGCAAGCAACAGAUAUUCAGCAGCAAAAUACCAGUCGUGCAAGUUCGGAUACACAAACCAGUGAUGAUGAACCAAGCCCAGUUCCCAUCUCGAGACAAUGCUCUGCUGAAGUUGGAUUCGCAUUCCCUGGAGUCUAUCAUGAGGCACUAAACCAGUGGACGCGACAACAUGGCAGUCCCAGCCCUAGUCAGCACAUUACCAACCCCAGUGAAAACAGUCCCAAUACCAGCCGACACAGUUCCAGUCCAAGUCAACAGAGUCACAGCCUCAGCCAACACAGACCUAAUUCCAGUGAACACAUAAUCAGGCUCCAUGAACAAGGAGAAACCUCAGACGCUUCUCAAGAGCCACUCGAUCACAUUGUGCUUCAAGAUGACACGAGUAACAACAUGCCUCCAUACCGUGAACACGAUGAAAGUCUCAUACCUCUGGUACCCCUGCAAACAACAAUUACGCAUUCUGAAGAGAUACAGCCAUUUGUCUAUCCUAAUCCCCUCAAUUGCAUCUCCAACCGGGACUUUGGCGAAAGAUUGUCGUCUAUUUUCGAAAGAUCAAGCACACAGUGGUCAAGUGUUGAAGAUCAUUCCAGCCGUUACACACCCGCCGACACCACGUCGCGAGAUAUCACAUCAACGGAAAUGACCUCAAUGGAAUCAAUGACAAACGAUACAUGGUCCCCAUGGUCCCCGAUGGACUCUGAGGUCCUAUUCCCCAGCCCGGUGGAGGAUGGAAACGAUUAUUUCCUUGUUGACGGCAAAAGAAACAGCCAGUAUCCAGACAGAGGCGAUGGACCAGUCAAAUACACACAGCAUACCACCAGCAACUGUGGUAAUACCGGAGGACCCCAAGAACUAACUGAGGUGACCACUCCAGGGAUGCUGUCCCUACCCCUCAUAUCUAAUGGCAUUCCGGGUGCAGGAUUUGACUUUGUGGAAGAGGAUACGGACGACGAGUUUUACCCUGGAAUUGUGCAGCCAAGACAGUUUUGGUGA